AUGGGACCGGAGGAGAAAAUUUGUGUAGAUGAAUUUGAGUGGAACGAUGAAAAGGAAGAGAGUUCUCUUCUAAACAGCUAUGGUGUGAGCUCCAAGCUUCGUGGCUCUGUGCACUCCAGAAUGUCCUACAAUUCUGAGGCGUUCACACCCUACAGGGAGACAUCUUCCCACCCUCGCUGCCCUGCUGCUGGCCGUGGCAGAGCACGGGCUGCCCACACCGUGCUGGUCCCAUGCACACAGCACGGCUGGGAGCAGAGGACCGAAGCUCCUCAACUUUAUCCCAUUAUUUCACUUUAUGCCGAGAAUCCCCACGCAAGUUCUCCCCUGCGCAGCGGCGGCUCCUCCCGGCCCGGCUGCAGCACAGACACCUGCUCUGUGCGCCGAGCAGAAAGGAAGGAAACGGCCCGGGCACGUGAGGUUCCUCCCAGAAAGAAGCGGCGCCCGCAGCGCAUCCCGCGCCGCGGCGUUCCCCGGCGGCCGCUCCCCACCCGCCCGCGCCGAGGAACGCGGAGCCUCGAGCCGAGGCGGCGCCCGCCGGCCCCUUCCGUCCGCAGCGGCGCCCCGACCCCGCCGGCCGUGCCCGCCGCAGGGCCGCGCGGCCCCAGGGGCGGGCGGCGCCGAGCCCGCCCCCCGCCCGCGGAGCCAGGCGGCGCCGCCAGCCCGCCCGGCCCUCCGCCGCCGCGCCGCUCGCCGCCUUCCGCUCCGCAGCCCGCGGGCGCGGCCAGGAGGCGGCGGCGGGGCCGCGGCUGCCGCCCGCCCGCCCGCCAGGCGCGGCCCGGAGCCCGGAGCCCGGCACCCUCCGCCCGUCCGCGGCGCGAUGUUAUGGCCGAGCCGGCGCAGAAGGGCGGCGGAGGGCGCGGCGGGCGGCAGGAGGAUGGGGCGGCGGCCGCCCCCAGCUACGAAGACUACGAGUGCAAGAUCUGCUACAACUACUUCGACCUGGAGCGGCGGGCGCCCAAGCUGCUGGAGUGCCUGCACACCUUCUGCCAGGAGUGCCUGAGCCAGCUGCACCUGCGCGCCGCGCAGCAGCCGCCCGCCGCCUCCGAGCCGGGCGCGGGGCCGGGAGCGGGGCCGGGCCGGGCGGCCGUCGGCUCCCUCGCCUGCCCGCUGUGCCGCCACCGCACGGCGCUGCCCGACCACCGCGUCCACGGCCUGCCCGUCAACACCAAGCUGGCCGCCGCCUGCCCGCCGCAGCUGCGCGCCCGCGACCCGCUGCCCCAGGACCGCCUCCCGCCGCUGCCGCCGCGCCGCCCGCCCCGCGCCCGGGAGGCGGCGGCCGCCCUCGCGCCGACCCCGGCGCCCCCCGCCCGCGCCGGGCCGCGCUCCUCGGGCGGCGGCUACGAGAGCUGCCAGAGCUGCAAGCGGGCGGCGCUGAGCGCGGGCUGCGUGUGCGUCGUCGUCUCCUUCCUGUCCAUGGUGGUGCUGCUCUUCACCGGCCUCAUCUUCGUCAACCAGUACGGCGGGGACGCGGGGCCCGGCGCCUCGGCCUCGCCGUCGCCCGUGGGGCCCAUCUGCCUCUCGGUGGCCAGCGUGCUCGCCCUCUUCUCCGUCGUCGUCACGUGGCUCAUCUGCUGGCUCAAGUACCGGCCCGAGGCCGCCGCCGGCGGGGCCGCCGCCAACGCCCCCGCGCGGGGCCGGGCCGCGGCCCGCAGGACCGACACGUAGCGCCGGGAG
Molecule: messenger RNA, 1674 nt
Organism: Gallus gallus (chicken)
Lineage: Eukaryota; Metazoa; Chordata; Aves; Galliformes; Phasianidae
Gene: RNF228
Product: nascent polypeptide-associated complex subunit alpha, muscle-specific form
Exons: 4
Coding region: 1-1665 (554 amino acids)
Biological process (GO): protein ubiquitination
Molecular function (GO): ubiquitin protein ligase activity
Source: RefSeq, a predicted model, not a curated record